UAUGUAUCCCAACAAGAGGCAAUUACCAGAAGGUCCACCCUCGUAUGACAGAAUGAGAGCGACUUAUAUUAAUGAGUCUGCUACUAAGCCAAGAAAUACACAAGGCGGGUAUGAUGAGUCAAUCCAUUACUCUGCUCCAAAAAGAUCUUUCAAGAAACAAUUCCGGAGUCCAAUGGGGACUCAACAUAACAAGCCAGGUUAUGGGUCAAAUAGGAUGCAAUAUAGUCAACAUGAGAGCUUUCAUCAAACCUUCCAAGAUCCAAUGAAUCUUUCUAUUUCUGGAUCUGAUGGGACACCAUCUGCAAUGCCUGAAAUGAAUUUAGGAUUUGGAGGAAGAGCAUUUGGGACUCCUAAAUAUUCCUCCCAAGGAUACCCAAAGUCAUUUUCGAUGAAGCAAGAUCCGAAUAUGUCCCAAGUUCCUCAAAGAAACACUCAUUAUCAAAGACCUCAAAUGAGUACUAGAGUCCAACAAAGUCCAGAGAUGAAUAAUACACUGAAGCAGUCACUAAAUCUUUUAAAAAUUGCUUCGUCGAUGCAUGGAGGUCAAUCGCAUGGACCUCAGUUUCAAAGCAUGAUUCAAACUCCCACAAAUCAUAUGAUGCCUCAACACCCUAUGUCUCAACAUCCGAUUAAUAAUAAGUUUGUAUCAGCCCAAAAACCACCUAUGCGCCCAAAAAGAGUGGAGAAUUAUGGAGAAGCUCUUCUCAUGAGGAAUAAUCCUCAGACUAUGCAUCAAAUUCCUCAAAACUUCAGCCAGAGACCUCAUCUUGGGAAUCAGAGACCUCAAAAUACAAAUGUUUUUGAAGAAAAUGAUCCUAAUAUGACCUACAGAAGUAAAAACUCUGAUAUGCAAGAGAGUAGUCUUAGUCAGAAAUCAGUUCCUACUAUCUCUGAUAUCCCAUUUGAUAAUAGAGCUAAAAAGAAUUUAAAUAUCUUUAAGAGAGUUCAGGAUAAUAGAAAAGUUGAAUAUGAUCAUAACAGACAUGCUUUGGACAUAGAUAACACUCCUAAUCGUAAUUUAACACCAAGGAUUAUUCACUCAAACAAAGAUGUUCGUCUCGAGACUCAUGAAGAAAGACCUCUUGUCGAGAGAGAGAAUUUUAAUAGCUUUCAGAAUAGGCCACAAUCUGACGAGAGGAAUGAGCAGAAAAUAGAUCCGCAAGAAGUUCCUAUAGUGACAAAUAAUCAGCCUGUGAAGGAAAUGCCCCAACGCAACGAGAACUUAGUGAAUAUUGAUGAGAUGCCAAUUGCUUCCAGAGCUCUGACAUUUGAAGAACUACUGAAACAAGAACUUCAGCAAAAUCAAGACAAAAGUACAGAAGAAGUAAAAGAAGAGCCUAAUAAGAUACAAAAUGGAAAGGCUUCAGGCAAAGGUCAGAAGAAAGAAUUUCUAAAAAGAAAGACAACCUCAAUCAUUCAAAGUCAAAAAGGGAAUAAUAAAACUAAAAAGUAUACAUAUUACAAAGAUAAGUUCAAGGAUGGGGCACCAGUUAAGAAGCAAACGAGCAAGAGUGGAAAUAGUGAAAAAUCAAAAUCAAGUGACACUAAGCCGUAUGAAAUUAAAUCAAAAGAAAAAGAACCAUUAGAAAAUAAAGCAAAAGCUCCUCAAACUCAACCUAAGAAGUUCCUUCAGAGAGGAAAAGGAGUAGGGGGAGGUAAAGGGAAUAUUUCUGUCCCUACUUCUAAACCUAAAAAUUCUACUCCAAGAAGGGAGAAGGACACUAGUAUCCCUCGAAAUGUACAAUCUUCUAUUGUUUCUAAGACUUCUAAGACACCUAGACUACACAAACCUUCCUCUGAAUUACAAAAAGCUCAGAGAACUGCUAGGCAAACUACAAAGCCCAAGGCCGUUCCAAAGACGUCACUUCCAAAAGCACCUUCUCCUCCUUCACCAUUGAAUAAAUUAGACCAGAUUGGAGAAGAAAUUGAAGAAGCCAUAAAGGAAUGUGAGAGUUAUCUGACACCUGAGUGCAAAAGCACCCAAGCUGACGAAGACUCAGACAAAGAUAUAUAGAAAUGUCACCAUGCUUUCUUAAGAAACUUCCAUUGCCAAUAAGAGGUGCUAUAAACCGUGAGCUUGAGAAGAAGAGGCAAGAUAAACGUGAAUUUCGUAGAGCCAAAGAUGAACUCUCCAGAUGGAACACCAAGCUAACAUAUGUCAUAGAAGAUCUGACUAAUAUCGAGCUUCAUCGUAAGCUACAGAGUGAUAUUCUUGAAUGGACUGAACAAGAACAGGAGAUGACAGCAAGGAAGGAAGAAAGCAUAGAUGCUGCCAAACAAAUUUAAAAAACUGCAACAGGAGAUACAAAAAUCCUCAAAGGGGUCUACAAGAAUAGAGGAUAUUGAGCGAGAGAUCAGACAACAAGAGAAAAUAAAAGAAGAAUUUAGAAGACAAGGUGUAAUUUUGGAGUAAAGAAAAUCAAUUUGGGAUGUAGAUCAGGGAAAUUCACUCAAUUAGAUAUUUCAGU
Moneuplotes crassus is the source of this 2468-nucleotide messenger RNA. The record is from the annotation of a GenBank genome assembly. NCBI's taxonomy places the organism in Eukaryota, Ciliophora, Spirotrichea, Euplotida, Euplotidae.